GGAGCUCUGUACCGGGAUGGCUCUCGCUGAGACCCCGCUGCGCCGCGGGCUCCGCGCCCUGUCGGAGUCGGUGUCGGAGCAGCUGAGGCGGGUCGGAGAGGAGGUCCUGGGGCUCCUGGAGAAGCGCAGCGGCGGGUGCGGAUCGUCGGCGGGCCCCCUGCUCCGGCUGCUCCUCACCGAGCGGCUGGCGGCGGCGGCGGAGCGGAUCGCGGGGCUGCUGGAGCGGGAAGUGGAGGAGUACCGGCGGCAGCUGGAGCGGCAAAGCCGGCUGCUGGAGGCGGUGCUGAGCCCGGUGGUCCGACUGAACAGGACAGACUCGGUCAGCUCGUCCACUCUGAGGAUGAUCGGCACCGACAAAAACCCGCUGUCAGAGGUCGACUCCGCCCACACCACCACAGCCCUGCCGAGCUCCACCUCCUCAGACGUUUCUGCAGCAGAAAGCAACAACAGCGACGACGACUGGAGGGGCAGCGAUGAAGGCUCCCUUAUUAAAGACACAAACAGGACUGAGGGAAGACAGCAGUCCAGCAGCAGGAGACAGCAGGCGUCGUCGUCAGGCCAGCCGGCGACUUGCCGCUGCGUCAUCUGUCGAAAAACUUUCCGCCACAGAGGAAAUCUGGUGAAACACGUGGAAACCCACGCAGACAACUCUGAGCGUCUCUGUGGAGUCUGUGGAGAACAUGUCGAGUCCUCAGACAGUUUGCUGGACCAUCUCAGAUCUCAUAGGGAAACCGGCGGCGGGACAUGUGAGAUCUGUGGCAAAACGUUUCAGAACAUGGAGACUCACAUGAGGAGUCACACAGGAGUCAAACCGUUCAGCUGCGACAUCUGCAACAAGAGUUUCCCCCGGCCCGGAGCGCUGAGGAGGCACAAGAAGAUCCACAGCAAGAGCACCCCCGACAUCUGCCCAGUCUGUGGACUGACCUUCACCCAAAACCAAGCGCUGCAGCAGCACCUGAGGACCCAUGAAAAGGACGGUGGAGACCAGAGUGAGGACAACGAGCGUGAUCAGACGGAGACGCUGAAACCAAAGAGCGAUAAAAGACAAAUCUCAGGACUGAAGUCAUCUCAGUCGGCCUCGCUCUGCUGCAGAGUCUGCGGUGAUUCCUUCCACAGCCAAGGCUUCCUGAGGAAACACGCUGAGACGCACAGCAGGGACGCUCAGGGUGUCUGCGGUGUCUGUGGACAGCAGGUAGACUCACCUGAAAGUCUGCUGACUCACCUGCAGUCGCACAGAGAGACCAGCGGCACCUGCAGUGUCUGUGGGAAGAGUUUCCAGAACAUGGAGACACACAUGCGAAGCCACACGGGGAUCAAACCCUACCGCUGCAGCGUUUGCAACAAACGUUUUCCUCGACCUGGAGCUUUGAGGCGCCACAAGAAAAUCCACAGCGGGGAGCGACCGUACACCUGCCAGCGCUGUGGGAAGACCUUCAUCGAGAGCAGCGCCCUGAAGACUCACAGCAGAAGUCACUCGUGGGAGAUUCACGAUGACGAGGACCCUGAGCCACCGGCGGACUCUCAGAACCUGAAGCCUAAGACGGAGGAAAGUCCAACUGUCCAAGAGAACACCAAGACGUCGACUCAGAUGUCUCACUGCUGUAAAGUCUGCAGGGAGUCUUUCCAGAGUAAAGGCAGUUUGAGGAAACACGCAAAGACUCACACAGCCGAGUCGGUCUGUGGCGUCUGUGGUGAAAACUUCCCACCGGCAGAGACUCUGACCGAGCACCUGCAGACUCACAGAGACGCCGGUAAAAUCUGUCACAUCUGUGGCAAAACCUACCAGAACAUCGAGACUCACAUGCGCAGUCACACCGGUGUCAAACCGUACCACUGCAGUGUCUGUGGUAAGUCCUUCCCACGGCCUGGUGCCUUGCGGCGCCACAAGAGGAUCCAUAGUGGGGAGAGACCGUACAUCUGCGAGUUCUGUGGGAAGACGUUCAUCGACAACGGUGCUCUGACAACGCACAUCAGGAACCACACUGGGGACAAACCGCCACAACGGGUCUCCUGUGAGACCUGUGGGAAGAGCCUGGCGUCAGUCCACGUCCUGGAAGUCCACAAGAGGAUCCACACAGGCGAGAAGCCGUUUCAGUGCCGUGUUUGCGGGAAAGCCUUCAGGCAGGUGGGAGGGCUGAACGCCCAUAUGCUGACUCACACCGGGGAGAAACCGUUCAGCUGCAGCCUCUGCAACAAGAGCUUCAGUACCAAAGGAUACCUGGAGACCCACAUCCGUUUCCACAGGAAGGAGCGAGCGUUCAGCUGCCACCUGUGCUGGAAGGCCUUUGUCACCAAGAACGACCUGAAGAAACACCUGCUGACCCACACCGGAGAGAAACCCUACAGCUGCAAGGUCUGUGGGAAGAGCUACCAGGAGAAACGCUCCAGAGACAUCCACAUGAAGGUCCACCUGGACGUCCGAACCAGAGAGUCGGUCAGGAGGGACGAGUGUCUGCAGCCAGAGUUCAUGCAGCUGUAGAGUUCAUACAGACCAGUCACCAUACUGGUUUUACAAACUGGUGAACUGACAGACCAGCAGCUGGGUUUGUUGAGGAACAGAAAUCUGCUGCGAUUAUCCUUCAGUCGUCUUCAGACACUGAUUCUAAAGCAAAAUCCAGAAUCACAAACCCAAAUUAAACUGAUUGGUUUUUAAGUUUGAAAUCGUGUUUGACAGUUUCACAGAAAUGUUUAAUGUUUUUGUAGAUUUUUGAUUUCAGAUCAUUUACAAACCAACAUUUUUCUGUACUGACAUUUUUUACAGCAGUGAAGUUAAUGAUGAUGUUCAAGAAAGUUUUUCACACAUUGUAAAAAAUAGUCUGUUCUGCCUCCAAACAAAGAUUUUAAUUAAUUAAACAAUUUCAUAAAGAUUUU
Toxotes jaculatrix (banded archerfish) is the source of this 2871-nucleotide messenger RNA. Its product is annotated as zinc finger protein 678-like. NCBI's taxonomy places the organism in Eukaryota, Metazoa, Chordata, Actinopteri, Toxotidae. Bases 17 to 2479 code for a protein of 820 amino acids. Gene Ontology annotation, molecular function: DNA-binding transcription factor activity; RNA polymerase II cis-regulatory region sequence-specific DNA binding. Gene Ontology annotation, biological process: regulation of transcription by RNA polymerase II. The record is from RefSeq and is a predicted model, not a curated record. The transcript has 2 exons.